Molecule: messenger RNA, 1410 nt
Organism: Nicotiana tabacum (common tobacco)
Lineage: Eukaryota; Viridiplantae; Streptophyta; Magnoliopsida; Solanales; Solanaceae
Product: ALA-interacting subunit 5-like
Cellular component (GO): endoplasmic reticulum; plasma membrane; Golgi apparatus
Source: RefSeq, a predicted model, not a curated record
GGCGAUGGAAGGCAGUGACUUUCGGUAGUUCCAUCACGUACCGUUUUUGCCAUGCAACCACACCUUAAUCCGACUUUUGGCAAUUUCCCUUAUGAAACAGAAAAUAAAGGGAGAAGAAAGGAAAAUUCUGAUCCCAUUUUCCCCUUUUUUUUCUCCCUCCUGAAAAAUGUUCACAAUUUUAGAGUAAUAAUACUUCCUUUCUAAUUCUCUACAGAUUUGACGUAACAAUGGGCGAAGGAACCUCAUCUUCUUCAAAGAAAUCCAGGAAACCUGAUUAUUCAAGGUUUACUCAGCAAGAGCUUCCUGCUUGCAAGCCAAUUUUAACUCCACAAUGGGUUGUCACAGCAUUUAUCUUCCUUGGCAUCGUCUUCAUUCCUAUAGGACUUGCCUCAUUGUCUGCAUCAGAAAAAGUGGUAGAAAUUAUAGACCGUUAUGAUGAGGAUUGCAUCCCUACAAAUUAUUCAAAACCAGAACUUGCAUAUCAUGAUAGGGUUACACAUAUCCAAAAUAAUAAGUCAAAUAAGACUUGCAUCAGAAACUUGAUAGUUCCUAAGAAAAUGAAGCAUCCUAUCUAUGUUUAUUACCAGCUUGAUAACUUUUAUCAGAAUCAUCGCAGAUAUGUAAAAAGCAGAAAUGACGAGCAGUUGCGGGACCCAAAGUAUAAGGAUGAUUUGAAAAAGACUUGUGCUCCUGAAGACAUGAAUGGAAAUGAGCCUGUGAUCCCUUGUGGACUUAUUGCUUGGAGUUUGUUCAAUGAUACAUAUGGUUUUUCAAUUAAGGGCAUACCUUUACCAAUCAAUAGGAAGAACAUUUCAUGGCCAAGUGAUAGAAAACAUAAAUUUGGGUCAAAUGUUUACCCUAAGAAUUUCCAGAAAGGAGGUUUAAUUGGGGGUGGAAAACUUAAUGAGAGCAUACCUUUGAGUGAACAAGAGGAUCUUCAAAUUUGGAUGCGAACUGCAGCAUUGCCAUUAUUCAGAAAGUUAUACGGGAAGGUGGAGUAUGAUCUUGAAGCUAAUGAGAAGAUUAGUGUGGUAAUACAAAACCAUUAUAACACAUAUACUUUUGGGGGUAAAAAGUCAUUGGUCCUUUCAACCACAACAUGGAUUGGUGGAAGGAAUAAUUUCCUAGGCAUUGCAUAUCUGGCGGUUGGUGGAAUUUGCUUAUUCGUGGCAAUAACUUUCAUACUUAUGUAUGUCAUUAAACCAAGGCCUUUCGGUGAUCCAGCUUAUCUGUCAUGGAACUUGAAUCCUACCGGGAACUGAGUGUCACGCUCUCUCCAAAUUUGAGUUUAGCUGUUAACACUAACUAUAUAUAUCUGUGCUAAUAUUCCAAGUGUACUGCAGCAUCUUGGGAUUUAAUUAUUGUAUUAAUGCCAUCGAUCCUGUUAAUUAUCAUUUAUCAAUUUAUUCA